CCGAUAAAGGCACGAGGACAGUUCCCGCGCCCUCGCCAACCGUGUGACACUGCAGCGGACUGAGCCCCGUGCGGUCUGACUUGUCCCAACUACCGGCCCGAGUGUUACCGUGUGUGGCGCGCUCUCCUCCAGCUUCCUCCACAUCUCUUCCUUUGCUUCACUGCUCCUCGGCCACCCCGUCCCACGAUGGAGGGUGAUUUGAAUAUGAAUGCCCACAGCGCCUCCGUGGUAGCAGCAGCAGCAGCAGCGGUCGCUCUGCCGGAUGCGCCGAGCAUCGCCGUGGGUCUGCAGGGCGCCGUUCUGCCGUCGACUGACGUGUGCGGGGCAGAAUCAAUGCAAAUUUCGGGUGACGCAAGCGACAUGGGGAAGGGGGGAGUGGGGCAGACGAGCGUCUUAACGCAACAACAGCAGCAACAGCAACAACAACAGCAGCAGCAGCAGCAACAACAACAGAUGUGCUCAGCAUGCAAAAAGACCAUCCGAGAGAGGUACCUGCUGAAGGCCCUCGACCAGUUCUGGCACGAGGACUGUCUGAAAUGUUCCUGUUGCGACUGCCGACUGGGAGAGGUUGGCUCCACCCUCUUCGCUAAGGCCAACCUGCUCCUGUGUCGACGUGACUACCUCAGGUUGUUUGGCACCACCGGCUACUGUGCGGCCUGCAACAAAAUGAUUCCCGCCUUUGAGAUGGUCAUGAGAGCCAAGGGCAACGUGUAUCACCUGGAGUGUUUCGCCUGCCAGCAGUGCAAUCACAGAUUCUGCGUCGGGGAUCGAUUCUCUUGCGACAACAAAAUCCUGUGCGAGUUUGACUACGAAGAGCGGAUGAUGUUCGCCAACAUGGCGGGAGGGUUCAGCUACACCAGCCCCGGCUACAACGCCUUGUCGCAGAUGAAGCGGCAGACGCAGAGCCUGAGCGAUGACGUGUCCAGCGGUUACGGCAGCCCCAGCCCCAGCUCGCUAUGACGUCAGAAGCAGCCUCAACUGUGAGUUCUGUGCGGCGCCUGAACUCCAUUGGUCGCCUCGGGCAGUGACGUCACAGCUGACGCCCGACUCAUGGGGUCACUGGCGGGAGAGGUUGCAGAUGAUUGUUGCUGUUGACACUUUUCUCGCACAGUCGGUUGGCUUCAGUCACGGUUCGUUUCGGCUUCAGAGCCAGCCAUCACGUGUUGCAAUGCUGGCAACUGCUCAGGGUCAGAGUAUGCCAUGACCUUUGCACGGUUGGUGACUGUUCCAGACAACAGGUGACCUUGGUCUCCACGGUUAUCGCCUGCUUGGCACCCAAGUACCCAGCGCUGUAUGCUGUGAAAGAUCGGUUUCCUAGGAAACUAACAGUCGUGAAGGUUCGUCGUCCGUUGACCAAACGAAGACAUCGCCAUGUUCUCCUGACUGUUCGAGUCUUGCCGUGGGAGUAAGUCGUGUCUGCCACUGAUUGGCUACAAUUACACAAGUGAAUGACAUUUUUUUCCAUGGACGUCUUGCACACAUUAAUUCCCUCGGUUUUGGCUCGAUGAAGCUGCAAGGCGUCUGGUCAAUGUCGGAAAGUAGAAAACAUGGAAUCAUGUUUAUCUGAAGACUUUAACCUCGGUUUCAGACCGCUGAGUGUGUGUGCGCACGCGCGUGCGUGCGUGUGUGUGAGAGAGAGAGAGUGAGGAAGGGGGAGAGAGAUGAAUAGGGAUAGGGAAAUAGCCUGGCUUGAAUGAAGAACCUAUUGCAUUAGCGGGACUUCAUUCUUGCCAAGGAAGUGCUGGCCCGAGAGUUGUCCGAGUUGAUCAGAAACGUGACUAGCGCACAGCUUUCUCGCGGCAAUCACAGAUGUCAUUUCAGAGGACCAGUUUCGCAGCUUCUCACGCCAUGAACAGUUGUUCACCAGACAGAGUGAGUUUGAGUGAACGAGAGAAAAAGUCUGUGUGUGUGUGAAGGCUUGUCUAUGUAUUUAUUGCUCCAAAGAAAAUGUCUUGGGUUCUGUAAUGUCUCAAUCAUUCAGUGGAAUAAGACUUGGACUGCAGAUUAAAAAACAUUUGCUUAUGUAUAAAUUCAUGCUGUCACGGGAAGUGCCAGAUUUCUGAUUUGUCUUGGCGGGUACAUGUGAAUAUUGAAUGCUGGCUGGCUAGUGUCAUUUUAAUCCCCUCUUAGCUUUUUCAUGUUUUUCCUUGCUCCCCAAAUAGUUGGUGAUUUGAAACCGAACUGCUAUUCUUGUACCCCAUCCCCUUUCAAAUUUGUCUCCCCGUCUGUCUACACCUCACCUGUCUACACAUGGAUGAACGGAAGGUCAAUUUUUAAAUAUUUUUCUCUCUCUCUCUUAUUUUAUUAGCAAGUCCAACAGAAGUCACAAAAUUUCAGUCUGUUUCAUUUACGACGAUUUUUGCCUCCUCUGAGUCACCAUGUACGACUGUUUUGUUUUUAAACUCUGGCUGCUGUGAAAAACAUCAACCACAGCUGAAAAGAUUUUUUUUCUGUCUCAUAAAAUGCUUUCUUCUUAGAACAGCAAUUCCCAUUUCUCACUUCAUCCUAGUCUGGAAUUAUUUUAGAUCAUGCGCAUUUACUUCACUUCCUCCCUUCCCCACCAGAAAUUUUUUUUUAAAAAUCUGAGCACAGUUUUUAAAUAGUAUUUAUUUUGGGUGGUUCGCUAGUUUUGGUAAUGUAGCCGCACAAAGAUUUGGACGAUUAAGGUUCAAACAUUAGCAUAGUAGUAGUUUGAAUUGCGGUUGACUUCCUUUCUCCUACUUGCUGUUUUCAUUUUUUUUUCUUAUUCCAAGAGGCGGAAGUUGUAACAGGAACGUAGAUAUGUUCACAUGGUCACCAUGUAUCGUGUGGAACUCCAUGCCUACAACACCUACGAUUAGUAUUAAACACUAUACACGAGUAUGGGGCUAGUAUGGGACACGUGACCAUGGCACUAUUGACCCUUGCAGAAAUUUCACGCUUGUGGCUCGUAUAGGGCACCAUACAUACGAGCUGUGCAUACAGUACUCUCCGUCCCCUCCCUCUCUCUCUCUCCUACCCUUAGACCCGCCAUUCCUCCUAAAAGAAUGAUAGAGAUUAAGCAGAUUAAAACUUUUGCUUUGGAAAUCCCGGGCGUCGUGGUGUCUUGGUAUGUGGAGGUUGGACGAUGGGUGCCUGAGGUCUGCUCACAUACCCGGGAGGUGGGGAGAGAGUGGUACACCAGUGACACUCAUCACCGCCUGCAGACAUCAAGAAACACGCUGACGUGUGAGAAACAAACAAAAUGUUUUUUGUAGUCAGCCAGACGCCAGUGGCAGCCAUGUUUUGCCCUGUGUUCCAUGACCUUUGUGUGCUGCCCCUACCAGUGCUCUCAGUUUGUGAAUUAUUGUCAUCAACACUGACAGUGUGUUCGUUUCUAUGAUCUUGUCAAAUAUGUGCAGUAUUACAAUAAUUCUUGUGGUAGUAUUCAGAUAUCACAAACUAUUUAAAGUCAUUGUCUGUGGAAAGUUCAGACAGAGAGAGAGAGAACAAUGAAAGAAUUUAAGUUUUUAAGAUGAAUGAGAAAGGAAGUGUGGAUGUGUUGGCUCGCAUGUUUGUGGAUGGACUGAGACUUUAAGGUUUGUUCAAAUUUUGUACAUAUACAUCGUGAUCUGAAAGAGUUGGGUAGUUCCGAAAUUAUUGGUGUACAAUUAUGAUUCACUUAUACGUUAUAUGUCUUUCAUCAGCUGUCUUGUUUGAGUGUAAGCACUUGAAAUUUUAUCCUGGAAUUGAAACAAAAGUAAUUUGACUUGAAAGCAAAAUUUUGACACGAUGGUGUGGUGGUACGGGAGGAGAAAAAAAAUCAUCUCCUCCUUUUUUCUUUCAUUUUUUGUAAAGAAGUUUCCUGGGAAUCUAUAAUAAAACAAAUUUGUGUAGGCUGCACCUUUCAGACGUUAGGAGAUAUCGCAAACACAAAACCCGUUAUUUGUGGUGACAUGUUAGGGUCACGUGGUUCAGAGAGGGCAUCUGCCUGGAAUAAUUAUUAGGCAGAAUUAUCGUUCCUUCUUGAUACUUUCUUUCGAGUUUUCUCUUUUUCUGUGUCCCGUCGUUUGAUUCUCCCGGGUCUCGCUCAUGAUGCCUCUGGCUAUUUGUGUAGAUGAUUUCAACUGUAAUUUAAUCUGCGACACAUUUUCAGUUCCACCCUCGUUCCAGUUCCAGCCGCUAGGUGUCCGAAGCUUGCGUGUAGCUUGGGUGUGUACAGGCUUUGCGAGCUGGCGCCGGGUGGUUUGCACAGCGAAGCUUCACCGAGGAGCUGGUCAAUCAAAAACUGGCUUUGGAGAACUUUUACACGACUGCGGCUGCGCAGAAGCGUGUUCCGCGCGGCGCAUGCGCGGUAGCCUGCAAGUGGUGUCUGUGCAGUCACGCGCAGACACAGUCACGUGCACACGAGAUCUCGAGCAAAGACAAACAAUCGUCCAGACGUGUUGUAGUUGGACUGACAUCAACUUCUGUUUAAUUUUUUUUUAAUAUACAUUUAAAAGUGAUUUUAAAAUAAAGUAUUGAUUACUCA
Pomacea canaliculata is the source of this 4489-nucleotide messenger RNA. Its product is annotated as LIM domain only protein 3-like. The record is from RefSeq and is a predicted model, not a curated record. Gene Ontology annotation, biological process: positive regulation of transcription by RNA polymerase II. NCBI's taxonomy places the organism in Eukaryota, Metazoa, Mollusca, Gastropoda, Architaenioglossa, Ampullariidae. Gene Ontology annotation, cellular component: nucleus. Gene Ontology annotation, molecular function: DNA-binding transcription factor binding; transcription coactivator activity.